AAGCACAUCCUCUAUCCUCCACCUUUCUUCUAGCAGACAUGGCGGCGGCAGCGGCUCGAGCAGUCCUGUUACCCGCGGCGCGGCGGCGGUUGUGGGGUUUCAGCGAGAGGCUGCUGAUCCGAGGCGCUGCAGGACGGUCAUCAUAUUUUGGAGUCAAUAGAUUGAGAAGUACACAGGCUGCUACACAAGUUGUUCUGAAUGUCCCUGAAACAAGAGUAACAUGUUUAGAAAGCGGACUUAGAGUGGCCUCUGAAGACUCUGGGCUCUCAACAUGCACAGUUGGACUCUGGAUUGAUGCUGGAAGUAGAUAUGAAAAUGAGAAGAAUAACGGAACAGCUCACUUUCUGGAGCAUAUGGCUUUCAAGGGCACCAAAAAGAGAUCCCAGUUAGAUCUGGAACUUGAGAUUGAAAACAUGGGUGCUCAUCUCAAUGCCUAUACCUCCAGAGAGCAGACCGUAUACUAUGCCAAAGCAUUCUCUAAAGACUUGCCAAGAGCUGUAGAAAUUCUUGCCGAUAUCAUACAAAACAGCACACUGGGAGAAGCAGAGAUUGAACGUGAGCGUGGAGUAAUCCUUAGAGAGAUGCAAGAAGUUGAAACCAAUUUACAAGAAGUUGUUUUUGAUUAUCUUCAUGCCACAGCUUAUCAAAAUACUGCACUUGGACGGACAAUUUUGGGACCAACUGAAAAUAUCAAAUCUAUAAGUCGUAAGGACUUAGUGGAUUAUAUAACCACACAUUAUAAGGGGCCAAGAAUAGUUCUUGCUGCUGCUGGAGGUGUUUCCCAUGAUGAACUGCUUGACUUAGCAAAGUUGCAUUUUGGUGACUCUUUAUGCACACACAAAGGAGAAAUACCAGCUCUGCCUCCCUGCAAAUUCACAGGAAGUGAGAUUCGUGUGAGGGAUGACAAGAUGCCUUUGGCAUACUUUGCAAUAGCUGUUGAAGCUGUUGGUUGGGCACAUCCAGAUACAAUAUGUCUCAUGGUUGCAAACACGCUGAUUGGCAACUGGGAUCGCUCUUUUGGAGGAGGAAUGAAUUUAUCUAGCAAGCUGGCCCAGCUCACUUGUCAUGGCAACCUUUGCCAUAGCUUUCAGUCUUUCAACACAUCCUACACAGAUACAGGAUUAUGGGGACUGUAUAUGGUUUGUGAACCAGCCACCAUUGCAGACAUGCUACAUGUUGUUCAGAAAGAAUGGAUGCGACUCUGUACAAGUGUCACUGAAAGUGAGGUUGCACGAGCCAGAAAUCUUCUGAAAACGAACAUGUUGUUGCAGCUUGAUGGUUCAACUCCAAUUUGUGAAGAUAUUGGUAGGCAAAUGUUAUGCUAUAAUAGAAGGAUUCCCAUCCCUGAGCUUGAAGCAAGAAUUGAUGCUGUGAAUGCUGAGACAAUUCGAGAAGUAUGUACCAAAUAUAUUUAUAAUAAGAGUCCAGCUAUUGCUGCUGUUGGUCCCAUUGAGCAACUACCAGAUUUUAAUCAGAUUUGCAGUAACAUGUGUUGGCUUCGUGAUUAAAAUGCUCCU
Cebus imitator (Panamanian white-faced capuchin) is the source of this 1517-nucleotide messenger RNA. It is a transcript of the gene PMPCB, whose product is annotated as peptidase, mitochondrial processing subunit beta. The transcript is spliced from 13 exons. The coding region runs from base 39 to 1508 and encodes 489 amino acids. NCBI's taxonomy places the organism in Eukaryota, Metazoa, Chordata, Mammalia, Primates, Cebidae. Gene Ontology annotation, cellular component: mitochondrion. Gene Ontology annotation, molecular function: metal ion binding; metalloendopeptidase activity. The record is from RefSeq and is a predicted model, not a curated record.